Pecten maximus is the source of this 6469-nucleotide messenger RNA. RefSeq lists its product as uncharacterized. The record is from RefSeq and is a predicted model, not a curated record. Lineage: Eukaryota; Metazoa; Mollusca; Bivalvia; Pectinida; Pectinidae. Bases 129 to 2600 code for a protein of 823 amino acids. Gene Ontology annotation, molecular function: zinc ion binding. The transcript is spliced from 16 exons.
CAAAUACCUCGAUUCGGUCAGCUUUUAUCAGUCUGCAGUCUGGGUUUGCUAACAACAACAGUACUGUUCACAGGGUCAGCCAAAUUUAGAUUCACCUGUCGCAUGCAGACACUGAUAUUCCUGCCUUGAUGAAUGGAAACGGAACACCAAUCACAACUAGUACGACCAAUACAGAGGUCAGAGACAUUCCGUUACCUAGUCAUGUUAGUAAUGUAGUUAUUGACACCCCAUUGUUAUCCAAGACAGCUCCCGCUACUAACACUACAGACAUCACGAAAAUAACAUCACAGCCAGCCUUAAACCCUACAGACGGUACCGAUAGUGAUGGAACUAUAUGUGUGUCUGACCCUGAUACUGCCAGUGUUGUCAACAGGAUUACAACCCCUCCAGGUUCUGAUGUAGCCGAAGGGAGUGCGGACAUUCCAGUCUCUAAUACCGCAGAUGUUGUCAGCACAACCUUGGUAACUUCGGCUUCUGAUAAAACAUUGUCAUCCGUAGCAUCCACGUCAGAGCCAUCCUCAGAUUUGAUAACAAUCGACUCGACCCCGUUGAGGAUAAAAACUGAGAUCAUGGAUGUAGAGUUUAACACGAAUGAGGUUGGUAAGAACCUGACAGAACACAUUGACUGGUUCCUGGACCAGGUGAAAGAUGGCUACAAGGAGUGUGAAGUACACAAGAUGGACAUGCUGGAACAAAAUCUUGUCUGUCUAUCAUGUCAGAAGUUAAUGUGUGCUCUGUGUCUACGAGAUUUUCACUUCGGGCACGAUAUCAUCUCCAUAUCCAAGCUCCGGGAAUGUCGCAAUGCAAGGAACAUAUUGGAGGAGGAUGUAUCAAAACUUCAACUCAUACAACAAACAUUCAGAACAGAGUUUGAUGACAGACAGGAUUUAAAGAAACAAGUCGAGCAUUCCGCCGUAGCCUUGCUAAAGAACGUGGACACUGCGUUUGAUCAGUUACUCACCAUAGUGGAAGAGAAAAAGCAAGAAAUAAGAAAACACAUUUGUGAUUUUGAGAAGCAGAAUGUGAGUGAACUUUGUAAAGAACUGGAGAGAAUCAAGGCGAUCGAACAGGAGGCCACAUUAAUGAUACGCAGAGUCAUGGUCUUCUUCACUAAAUUUGAUAUUGUUGAGGCGAGAGUCUUGCCUAGCUUGUUAUCCGACAUGAUAUCCAAAUGUAAAGAGUUCCGAGUUGAUCGUAGACCGGGCGAACACAAGGAGAAGUUUCUACCAGAGAAAAAGUUUUCAAAUAUUCUACCCUCACUGCUGGCUGUAACAAAUAUCUGCAAAACUAUCCAUCCCGAAGCAACAAAAGUGGUUUGGUCAAAGAUCACCCCAGAGAGACGUAACGGAGAAUCAGAAACACCAACAAAACCUGUGUCUGAGGAUACAAAAGACUCCAGUAUAUUUCUUGCCCAACUGGCUAGUUGCUCGGAGGAUACACGGACCCAGUCUUAUGAGGACACCGAUACAUCAUCGGAGUUUGAGAUGCCCAUUUCCAAAUCUAGAAAAACUACACCUGUCCAAAAAAGAAACACUGAUGUUCAGUCUAUCGUACGCACCAGUGUCAAAGACAUGCAUUCCAAAUAUCAUCCGCUGCAGAAAAAACAAAGAGAUUUUGAUGAUUGCUGGUAUAAAACCCACAAACAAAAUCACAAAAGUCACCAAGGAAGGGGUAAAGGAAUUACAAAAAAGAGGAAAGAAAAGGACCGAUCAGUUUCACCAGGGUGUUCUCCAACAAAGUCUUCGAAAAAACCUAAAGUCAUGACACAGCCUUCGGCUACAUCAUCUAUUUCCACUUUAUCAAACUCAUCGACAAGCACUUCCUCUGCCACUAUCUCCUCUUCUCCUGCAAUCAUCUCUACAUCUCCCACCAUCACAACAGCAGCUGUUGUGUCUUCGGUGUCGUCAUUGCCGGUAAUCACAUCAGUGAUGUCACUGGCAGAGAAGACCAAAAGUACAACAAGAAAGUCAAUCAAUUCAGGUGUGUCAUUAUCUGGACUAUUUGAUAUUGAUUUCAAAAAUACAUCGCGGGAAAAUGACCAAAAUUUAAAGCACCAAGGACCAACUACAAACAACAAAAAAGUUAUGGCUGUGGUUCCUUCGGUGAACAAAUCUUUCGAUACUGGAAAUAGUGUUGCUAAACCUUAUGGCCGACGAUCAGUGGAAAGGUCCAGGCUUUCAGACAGCAGUUUGAUCUCACUGGGAUCUACAACAUCAGUUUCAUCAACAGUGACCACAUCAACACCCAGUACAAGGGCAGACUCCCAAACUGUUGCUUCUGUUACUUCUAGUUCAAGGGCCACAACUGUGACAAGUCCCAGUACAACUGACACAGAAACAGGGGCAGAAACACCUGUAGCAGGAACUGCAUCAAACAGGGAGCCGUCUGGAUCAAAUGAGGAGGAGUUCCCAACAGGAGAAGAUGGUUUUCCCAUCCUCAGUUUUGUCAACUUCUACCCUCAAUCUAUGAUACAAGGUCGAACGGUGAUGGUGCGGGCUCACCAUGGCAAAAUCUGGCUUGGAUUUGUAUCUAACACCAGUUCACUCAAAGUGAACAAUUACUUUUCAGGUACAGUGGUUUUCUGGUCAAUUUGGAGUUGAUACACGAUUUGAAAUUCAAGACAAAUGGCUGAAAAAAUCAGAUAAGGUACAUUCAGACUGCGUUAUUUGCCAUUUUGAUUACACUCCAAAGAAACAGAUUACAGCAGAACUCUAUAGACAGCUAAAAAUUGCAGCGAAACAGCCCCCCGGCUCAAUCAAACCCAGAGGUGAACAACCUUCAACAAAAAGUCCUGGCAAGGUGCCAACUCGAUCAGAUGGUGCAUCUGCUUCACCACGACAAAGCAGAGAGAGUUCAACAGGAACGGCUGCCAUGGCAACCAGGCGAGGCAUGUCCAGCAACAAGACUAGCAACAAGUCAAACAACAAGUCAUAGUACUUAAUUUUGGUAUCUACAGUAUAAUUUAAGGGAUGUCUACUGUCUACUUCAUUAAUAAGCAUAUGCCUGGUAUGCCUACUAGAUAUACCAAUUCUUUACGGUGACAAUUCUCUACACUACUCGGAGAAAUGUCCAAGGUAACUUUUGCAUCCUACUAGAUACACCAAUUUUUUACACCACUUGGACCAGUGUCCAAGGUAACUGUUCCAUCCUACUAGAUACACUAAUUCUUUACACCACUUGGACCAGUGUCCAAGGUAACUGUUCCAUCCUACUAGAUACACUAAUUCUUUACACCACUUGGACCAGUGUCCAUGGUAACGGCUUCAUCCUACUAGAUACACCAAUUCUUUACACCACUUGGACCAGUAUCCACGGUAACUGUUUCAUUCUACUAGAUACACCAAUUCUUUACACCACUUGGACCAGUGUCCAUGGUAACUGUUUCAUUCUACUAGAUACACCAAUUCUUUACACUACUUAGGGAAGUGUCCAUGGUAACUGUUUCAUCCUACUAGAUACACCAAUUCUUUACACUACUCGGAGCAAUGUCCGAGGUAACUGUUGCAUCUUCAAUCAUUCCUAAUAUCACUGGAGGUUGUUUUACUUUGGUUUAAAUACUCAAAUAUCUUCCUCUUUUUCUCUUGAAGAUUCAAACUAUGGGACAGUUUUUGAGUGAUUCCAUUGUUAGCACCUGGUCAGCCAGACCUACAUAAUUAUAUAGCAGAGUUGACAGUUUAUAUACAUUAAUAUACAGGUACAUAUACAGGAUCUUAAAUGAGUGGUCAUUUCAUACAAGAUUUUAUGAAACAAGUUGUAAAUGUUUUGCAAGCAAAUUAUAACUUUGAAUGAGGUUCAUAAAAUGUCAUAUCAAAUGAACACAAAUUAAUAAUUUUUUAUCACAUAAAUCAGAAAAGUUACAUUUUGGCAAGUCUUAAAGUAAAAUAUGGAGUGCUUGAUCAAAUGGAGACAACCAUUUUGUUGCACCAUUUACAAUUCAUGACAUCACAUCUUUGUCCAUAUCAUGGCGUUACAAUGGAUUUCUCACUGGCUCAGCCAAUGAGAAACACCCUUGGGUAUGUUACACUAGUGAUGUAAUGUAUAAGAAAAUAUGUUGCACGAACACAUUUGCUGCAGACAGAUUAUGUGAUAUAUUGUGAUACUGCUUGUUACCUGAAGAAUAUGAGUAAAAAUUCCUCUCGUCUUUAUCCAUAUAAAUGUUGUGUAUGCUUACUGUAUUUUGUGUUAUGUUAUAAUAAUAUUACAAAAUAGAACAUGUAUACUGUCAAAUAUGACACGUAAUCUAAGAAGUGUAUUCCCAUUAUAUGUAAAAAGUUACAUUUUGAUAUGAGAUAACAAAACAUGUGAUUAUAGCCUUCGAAAUGAAAAAAAAUGAUUCCAUGUUGAAAAAAAAUAUAUUUCUUUGAAUUAAUUAAUAUAUUUUCAGAUCAAUUGUUACAUUUAUACAUUAACAUGAAUUAUAAGAUGAUCCUAUUAUAUUUUUUAAGAUAAUUGUUUUAUUUUAUUCAUCAUGUUCACAUAAAAGAACACGGACUAAAUACAUCAUUUAAAAAAAAAUAUUUUAAGAUAUGAAAUCAAGUUGAAGUAUAUAAUAUCGUUAAGUAUGCUUUUGAUCAUUUUACCAGAUUUAUAUUGAUAGCAAAAUUUGUCAUAUUUCGAAUUUAACACCAGAGAUUUCUUUUACGUUGGAUGCUGCAUGAAAAUUGGGUACCACCUAGGUGAGGACCUUCAAUUUGACCUUUGAACUAUGCCAGAGACAAAGUUUUUCCAGGCUCGAAUUUCCUGCAGUACUUGUCAGCUGAAUAACUUAAGGCAUGGGUUAAACUUAGUAUGGUGGUGUAUCAUGUGCCCAAAAUAGGUCACAUGACCUACAUUUUGACCUUUGACCAACAUCAAGGUAGAGAAUUGUUCUUCUCUGAUUUCCUGCACUACUUGUCACUCGACUUUCCUAUUUGAGGCAUUAGACUUUUGAUCCUGAUGUUAGUGAUACUUCUGAGUUCAUUCCCAUUGAUACAAAAUGUACCAACAAAUGCAAUAUUGUCUUUCUGUAUAGCGGGUCUGUCAAACAUUGAGUCUGUAGAAUUAGUUUUUACAUGAAUUAAUCAACUAUGCAUUUUUUGUCAUAUAAUUCGCCGAAAUGCCUUGUUUCUUUCUCAGAAAGUAGACCUUUCCAAAUUUUAUAUUUAUUUUACUUCAGGUAUGUGUGUACAAUUUUCAAAUUUUAGAGGAAGGAAGGUUCUUUGUCAAUACAAUGUAUCAAUUCAACAGAUAAUUUAAAGAAAUACCAAUGAAGUACAGAUCAGCUUUUACAUUGAACAAGAGAGAUGUUUCAGUAGUAGGGACCAAGAUCUCUCUGGGAUCACCUGUUAAAUGAGAACAAUAGAGAUCUUACAAUGGUAGGGACGAAGAUCACUCUGCGAUCACCUGUUAAAUGAUCUAUCAUAACUCUUCUUCAUUAUUCUAUUGUACUAGUCAAAAGUGUUAUUUGAAUUCCAAAUUUCAUUGUUAAAAUAGUACUCUGUAUUAUACUGCUUACCUCCCUUUGUUCACUUUUUGUAAUUUUUUAGCAGAUUUGUUGAAAGUAAAUUUAGAGUGUUUUCUUAAUAACUUUGCAGAGAUGUGUAUAUUUUUUCAGUAUAUAUUAGUUAAUGCCAUACCAUGAUAUAUGUCGUAUGUCCGUACAUCAAUAAUUUUUUCCAAUGACAUCCUAUUUACUGAUUGGAAUGCAAGUUAAUUUGAUACGACGCAUUCCAAGGUGGUGGAGAUUCGAAAUUGUCUGACACCCAGGAGCGGAGACAAAUUAGGGUAAGACCAAAAUGGGGCAGUUUGGGUGUAUUUCUAUAAACAACAUCUUCUACAAUGGAUAUCACUCUUAUUUUACUGGACGAAUCCUUACAGUAUAACAUGAAACAUUCAUUGUAUGUAAACUUUUGUUGUUUUCGUUGUUGUUAUGUAACUAUGAAUGUGAUUGAAAAAUGUUGUUGUAUUGUUGUAUGGCCUAACAAGGAAUGUUUGUACCGGGAAAUAAGUUGAAAGCUCCAACCCACAAAAGAAAGUACACACAAACAUUUCAUGUUAUAGUGUGGGUGUUGGAAAUUUUAAAUCAUACAAACGGGGAGGAGUCUGACCCCCAGGAGAUGAGGGGCAAGGCUAAAAGUGGGCAAUUUGGCUAUAUUGCUAUAAAUGAAUUAUCUAGAACUAUAUAUCACUCAUAUUUGAAUGGAAACAUCCUUAUAAGCCAGAUGAGUGAUACAGGCCCAAUCGGCCACUUGUUAUGAAUGUAUAUGUGAUACCUUUACUCUUAAGUAUAUUGCAAUUAAGUAAUGUUGAUUUGUUCCUUUGUUUUCAUAUUGUAAUACUGUUUGUAUAUAUUGACAUGUGUAUAAGGAUGAACUUUUAAACAUUAGUAAUUAACACACCAUUUUGUAAAUAAGACAUCAGUAGAAAUUGAUAUAUUUGCAGAGGUGACUGUUCAGCUAUGUUUGAAAUAAAAUUCUUGAUGCUGAAAAAA